AUGGCCUGGUUAUUUCGCACUCGAGUGCCACGUUUACGUGGCGAAAGAACACCAGAGGAGGCUUCUCUUGAGAGGGGAGAUGACUUCAACGCCCUCCAACGAUAUCGAUUGAAUGUGUGGGAGAGAUACGGCGAUGAGGCACCUGACAGCACGGUCUCUGUUGCGUUUUUGCGCACGGAAGAAUCUCUUCGAAAGAUAUGUCAAAAGGAGAUCGCCUUGAAGGAGCCCAAGAUCCCGUCUCAGAUACGGACGUUGCGGGAGUUGAAACGCAACGCGUGGUUUCUGGAGCGCGAAUGGUCGUACUUGCGAAGCGAAAUUACAGAAAGUCCUUCCGUUCUCGAAAGGGCGUUCAAGCAAUGGAGGUCUGAUCCGCGAUGGUAUAUGCAUAGUGUCCUCGUCGAAGAUUGCGUGAAUCGAGGGGGCUGUUGCAGCCGUAGCUGUGGAUGCUGUGUGAGCCGUGAGCGCCAGACGAGCUCUGUAGGUGAACUUGGGAUUGGGCAUUGCACCGUGGAAUGUGGGUGUUGUUGCGAAGCUCGAGGGUUUGACCUGACAGCGGAGGAAAAGAGAAACUUGGAAAUGCGAUUCGGAUUUCUUGAUAUGGCUGGCGAUGGUUUACUCGAAGACUAUGUCUACCAAGACCGUAUUUACUUUGCUUCGGUGUGGGGGCUCUUGAGGAACGCUACGUGUCAUGAAUACGAACAAUCCUAUCACAAGGAGGCCUCGGUCCCAAUCUUCCAGUCUGAACCGGUCAAAUGCGAGGGAGCCAGCAUCGUGGGUGACUCGGAAACGUUGCCUGAAGAUGACCCCGGAGAAGGAAGUGACUCAACAAUCAUAGUGAUCUAG
Molecule: messenger RNA, 843 nt
Organism: Penicillium canariense
Lineage: Eukaryota; Fungi; Ascomycota; Eurotiomycetes; Eurotiales; Aspergillaceae
Exons: 1
Coding region: 1-843 (280 amino acids)
Source: RefSeq, a predicted model, not a curated record